Molecule: messenger RNA, 822 nt
Organism: Triticum turgidum subsp. durum (durum wheat)
Lineage: Eukaryota; Viridiplantae; Streptophyta; Magnoliopsida; Poales; Poaceae
Source: the annotation of a GenBank genome assembly
AUGAGCUUUCUCGCCGGGCGCCUCGCCGCACAGGAGGGUGCAUACUUCCUCCAGGAGUCCAGGAACGCCGCCGGCCGCCUCGCGCAGAAGCUCCCCGCGCCCGAACAUGGGCCCAGGCCGGCAUCCCCGCCUCCGUCGGCCGACGUGCUCCCGGAGAUCCUCCGCCACUCCAUGCCUUUAAGGCCCACGCUGCCUCCGCCCAACUCAACCCUGUACGGUUCCACCCGCUUGGCCCUCCCACCAGGCGGCGCAGAGGCUGCCGGCGUGGCCCCCGACGUGCUCAGCCCGCUCCGGUCGUACGUCGCGCUGCCGCAGGCCACCUUCGGCCUCGGCCCCAAAAGGUGCGCCUCUGGCGCCUUCGGUAUUGAUCUAAUUUUUUCGCUCAAGGUUUCAUGUGGAUUUAUUUACAGAUGGGAACUUCCAACUGACAGGCCUCACUAUUCAUCAUCAAGCACCAAUGAGGGGCGGCAUGAUAUGCAUCCUCCUCCCAUGGACCCUGAGAAGUUGAAGGCCGUAAUUGCUAGAUACUCACAGUUUGGAAAGGCGCUCCUUAGGAUUGCUGGGACUAUAUUGGUGAUUGGAGAAGCAACAGCUGAGCUGCUGUAUACUGCGAAUAAGCUUCAGUUGCAUUCUGUCGACGACGUCAGAGCUAAAGGAAAAGAACAAGCUGAUAUGGUCAAAGUACAACUAGCUCCACUAAGGAAAUGGGCUGAAGACACGUCCCGAAAAUGGCAUUACGAAGGCAACAAAGAGUCCAAGGAGAAGCCUCUCCUUGAUAGAGAGCUUUCAAGAGCACUUAGUGCUAAGACACGUCCGAAUUGA